CAGUCCACCAUCAGCAUCAGAGUGCCUGCUUUCUUUGUCACUGCCAUCUGCCGUAAUCCGCAAGAUGAAACUGUGGGUGCUGUGUGCUGCUGCUGUGAUGUGCUUCCUGAGUGGGGUCACAGCUUCAUGCUCCAACAAUCCAUGCACUGGAACAGACUACAGAUCUUACUCAAGCUGCCUCAGCAACCGAUGUCCAAGCACGGUCAUACAGCCGCAGUUCGUUCAACCUCCACCGAUCAUACAACCGCAGUUCGUUCAACCUCCACCGGUCAUACAACCGCAGUUCGUUCAACCUCCACCGAUCAUACAACCGCAGUUCGUUCAACCUCCACCGGUCAUACAGCCGCAGUUCGUUCAACCUCCACCGGUCAUACAACCGCAGAUCAUUCAGCCAAACCCAAUAUGGCCGGUUCAUCAACUUGGCUGCUACUACCAACACAACCAGUGUCCCUCUCACUGUUUAGGAGGCUGUAUUUCCUUGCCUAGGCAACAGUCGUGUUCCUCUACAAGGCACUGGCCUUUCCUUAGAUGUGAAAGUCCGUAUUUUGGUGGCAUUGGUAGCUAUGGUGGUUAUGGCGGUUAUGGAGGUCUUGGAAGUUAUGGAGGUUAUGGAGGUUAUGUUGGAGGCCAGAUACUUUAUCCACAGACUGCAUAAUAUACAUGGAUUUAUAUAGAGUGCUCAGUCAUGAAUUUAAUUAACAUAGUUCUUUUCUUAGUCCAGAACUGUAAUCGUAUGUUUU
Molecule: messenger RNA, 740 nt
Organism: Cryptotermes secundus
Lineage: Eukaryota; Metazoa; Arthropoda; Insecta; Blattodea; Kalotermitidae
Exons: 3
Coding region: 65-655 (196 amino acids)
Source: RefSeq, a predicted model, not a curated record